CCAUAUCUGCAGUGAAAACUGCAUGUGAUAUGUAUAUAAUUUAGCCAUUUACAUACCAUAAUUAGAUUCAUAAUUAAAUAACAUGUUAAAAUAACAUGAUAAGACACAGUGCAAAGCAUGAUUUGCUUAAUUUUUAGCUGGUUAUGGAAAUAACGACCUUGGUGGCAGUUGCAAUGUGUGUACUUAUGUAUAAAUGUAGCAUUUUGUUUCAUGAUAAUUUCAGAACAAAAAUCUCAUAAUUUCUGUACAAAACUCUAUUAUACUCCUUUACUUGCACAUGCAGCUGCACAUAGCUCUCUCUCUCUCUCUCUCGCUCUCGCUCUGCUAUUGAUACUGCAUUGUCAGAGUUUAGAAAAUCACUUGCGUCAGAGCUCCUUUCUGGCUAUAUAAGCAGCACCGACUGCGGUAGGAGCAGCAGAUCAGUUUGAAGGCUGAUCGAGCUGACUGUGGUACUGAGGCACAGAGCAGCUUGUCCUUGGAGCCAUGAGUGCCAUCGGGUUUGACCCCUACUUCUCGUCCUCUUACAAGCGCUGGUAUGUGGAGAGCAGCCCCCGGGUGUCUCAGCGCGGUCGGUCCCGCACCACUUUCUCCGCCCAUCCCCCUUCUCUCUCCUCAAGCCGCCUCCACUAUGCCUCCCCCGGCCGGACUUCCGCCGGUCUGCUGAUGAGCAGCCCCGGCCGCUCUGUGGACAUGGACAUCAGCCACGCCGCCCAGGUAAGCUCCGAAUUCCGGGCAGUCCGAACUCAGGAGAAGGCCCAGAUGCAAGAGCUCAAUGACCGCUUCGCUGGUUACAUCGAGCGCGUCCACGAACUAGAGCAGCAGAACCGUGCCCUGGAGGCUGAGCUGCUCCUGCUGAGGCAGAGGCAUGUUGAGCCUUCCCGCUUGAGGGGCCUGUAUGAGCAGGAGGUCCGCACUCUGAGAGCCGCCGUCGAGGAGGCGCGCAUGGAAAGGCAGGCUGCUCUGAGCCAUCGGGAGACCAUGGAAAAUGCCUUGCGGAGUCUGCAGGCCAGCUACGAGGAAGAGGUGGUCGCUCGCGAGGAUGCCGAAGGCAGGCUUCUGGAGGCCCGCAAGGAGGCCGACGAUGGUGCUCUGGCUCAAGUGGAACUGGAGAAAAAGGUUGAUUUGUUGCUAAACGAGCUGGCGUUCCUGAAAAAGGUCCACGAAGGUGAGAUCUCAGAGCUGCAGGCCCAAAUUCAAUAUGGAGCCCAGAUCGCCAUUGAGGCGGAAGCCGCCAAGCCUGAUCUGUCCAGCGCUCUACGCGACAUCCGAGCCCAGUACGAGAAGCUGGCAGCCAAGAACAUCCAGUCAGCUGAAGAAUGGUUCCGUGGGAAGAUGGGCCACCUGACGGAGAGCGUGGUGCACCAUACUGACGCAGUGAGAAGCUCUAAGGAUGAAGCGGGAGAGUAUCGCCGCCAACUUCAAGCAUGUGUCCUUGAGAUCGAUGCCUGCAAGGGCUUGAAUGAGUCUCUGGAGAAACAGCUCAGGGAGGUGGAGGACAAGCAGAGUUCAGAGAUUGCUGCUAUGCAGGAUACAAUCAGUGACCUUGAGGAUGAACUUCGAGCCACUAAGGGUGAAAUGGCAAGAUAUCUUAAAGAAUACCAGGAUCUUCUCAAUGUCAAGAUGGCCCUUGAUAUUGAGAUUGCUGCUUACAGGAAGUUGCUUGAGGGGGAGGAGUCUCGCUUCAACGUGGGCAUGGGAGGUUUGGUCGGUGGCUACUCUGUUGGUCCCGUCUACUCCCGACCCAUGUUCUCACUGUCCACCUUGAGCUCUGGCUCCCCCUACCUGCUUGGAUCUCGCCUGGUUAGUGCAUCCCUCUCAGCCGAUGAGGCCAUCACAUCCAGUCAAGCUCAGGAAGCUGCAGCCAGUCCUAGCAAGGAAGAGGAAGAAGCAGAAGAGGAGAAAGAAGAAGAGGAGGAAGUAAAGGAAGAGGAAGCGGAAGAGAAGGAGGAGGAAGAAGAAGAAACAAAGGAGGAGGAAGAGGAAGGUGCUGAACAGGAAGAGGAAAAGGAAAAGGAAGAGGAAGCUACAGCAGAGGAAGAGGAAGCUGGAGCAGAAGAAGAGGAAGCUGCAGCAGAGGAAGAAGAAAAAGGAGACAAGGAAGAGGAGACUGAAGUAAAGGAAGGGGAAGAAGAGGAAGGUGGGGAAGAGGGUGAGCAGAAAGAGGGAGAGGAGGAAGAGGGAGAGAAGGGUGAGGAGGAGGAAGCGGCUGCAGAGGAGGAUACUGAGACAGAGAAAACUGAGACAGAGAAAACUGAGGAGAAAGCUGACACAAGUGCUGAUAAGGCCAAAGAGGAAGAUGCUAAAACAGAAAAGGUAGAGAAGGAAAAAGUCGAGCCUAAGGCUGAAAAAGCCAAAGAGGAAGUCAAACCUGAACCAGCCAAAGAGAAAGCCAAGGAGAAAACUGAACCUGCACCUGAACCAGAGUCAAAGGAAAAAGUGAAGGAAGAGCCAGAAAAACCCAAAGCUAAAGAAAAGGCAGAGCCAGAAAAGCCUAAGGAAAAAGACGAAGGUGACAAAGCCAAGAGUGAGAAAAAGGAAGCUGUGAAGCAGGAAAAGGGAAAGGAGGAGGCUGAGAAACCCAAGGGGAAGAAGUGAUGAGUCAGAUCUUUUAACAGCACAAAUAUCAGUAGCCUGACCUGCUUCUCUAGUUCUCCUUCAGUCUGUAACUAUCAAUAUGCCUUGAUCAAUGGUGCUCAGAGUAAAUUGCAGUACAAUGUUUGAAACCACAGUCAACUUUAUCAGCUUUUAAAACAUAAUGAUUGUCUGAUGUUACUGAGAUGAUCUGCAUAUCUGAGUGAAUGUAUGCUUGUGAACUAGAUUAUAUUUUUGAAUGAAGCAUCAGUCUUGCAAUAGAUUGUGAAAAGUGAAACUUUGCUGCCAGUGCAAUAAAAGCGUGCUUCUUGAUGAUCAAAAAGUUUUACUGAAUUUUU
Messenger RNA from Labeo rohita (rohu), 2930 nucleotides. RefSeq names its product neurofilament light chain a (gene nefla). NCBI's taxonomy places the organism in Eukaryota, Metazoa, Chordata, Actinopteri, Cypriniformes, Cyprinidae. The transcript has 4 exons. Gene Ontology annotation, biological process: neurofilament bundle assembly. Gene Ontology annotation, cellular component: cytoplasm; intermediate filament; postsynaptic intermediate filament cytoskeleton. The record is from RefSeq and is a predicted model, not a curated record. Gene Ontology annotation, molecular function: structural constituent of postsynaptic intermediate filament cytoskeleton. Bases 484 to 2595 code for a protein of 703 amino acids.